Messenger RNA from Apis florea (little honeybee), 3356 nucleotides. RefSeq lists its product as uncharacterized. The record is from RefSeq and is a predicted model, not a curated record. NCBI's taxonomy places the organism in Eukaryota, Metazoa, Arthropoda, Insecta, Hymenoptera, Apidae. Gene Ontology annotation, molecular function: RNA polymerase II cis-regulatory region sequence-specific DNA binding; DNA-binding transcription factor activity, RNA polymerase II-specific. Gene Ontology annotation, biological process: regulation of transcription by RNA polymerase II.
CCACUUCCGUACCACCUCUUCCUUCUUCGCCAAACCGUUUUUCCGUUUCCCUUGUUCCCUUGUUGCUCGUCCAUCGCGUGAACACUCUCUCUGUUCGACGUGUGACGCGUCGUGACAUGUGCGAUAGUCUGCGAGCCUCCGCCUCGUUAUCGCGCUCCUUUUCCUCGUCCUCCCGCGUAUCGUCCUCGUCGUCGUCGUCGUCGUCGUCGUCGUCGUCGAGGAAAGCGAAAGAGUAUCGGGUGGCCGCGCGCUCGCGGAAAGAAGGAAAGAGGAGCACGUGGACGACUGGCACCGCGACGAGGGCCGGCGGCGCGACAGGUUGAAAAGAUGCUGGCACUGGCGAUGCGCCGCGAACACACGACCGGGCGCAGCAAUUACGAGCCCGCGAAUCCGCUCGCGGGUUUCGACCACUUGCAGCACAACAGCGGGAACCCGUUCGCUGUUGUUCCCUCGUCGUCGGAGGGCAGGCUGCGAGAAACCGGCCCUGAGCCCGACGGCGAGUUGCAGGAAUUCGUGGACAUCGCUCAGGUACAGCAGCUUCUGCAGCAGCAGCAGCACCAACAACAACAACAACAACAACAACAACAGCACCAGCAACAACAGCAGCAGCACCAACAACAACAGCAGCAAGCGCAACAACAGCAUCACCACCAUCAUCAUCAGCAACAGGUGGCGGCCGCCGCGGCUGCGUCCUGCAUCUGGGGAGCGGUUUACCCGCCGCCGCCGCCCGCGCUCGGAUACCAUCAUCACCAUCACCACCAUCACCAUCCACCGCCACCACCCUCAGGCAGCCUGGCGGGCGAGGACCUAUCCCUGGAAGAGGCGACCGCGGAGGACGAUGAAACGGGUACCUCGGCGGGCAGGGAUCAUCGACACCAUCAUCACCAAGAGUCUCAGGAUCAAGGGACGCCUGGCGCCCCUCCCUCCGCUAGUCCACCGCGUCACCAUCAGCCCCAAGACGACGCGGAUCGUUGCAACGUGUUGCAAGGCGGCGUGAUCCUCUACUCGCCCCAUUCCACCUCCUCGGUGUCCUCGGCACCCCCUUCGAGCGUCAACAUCUGCAACGUGCCCACGUUGACCUAUCACGGCGUGUUUACGACCACCUGCACCCAAUCCUCGCCCCUCAACGCUCAAAAUCAACAGCAACCGCCCCAACAGCAGCAGCAGCAGCAACAACCGACCAGCCAGGAGCUCUGGGGUCCGUUGACCUCCCCUACUUUGACCUUGACGAAUCCACCGUUCCUCCACUCGGCGCUUCACUCGGCCCCGUACGGUGGCGAGACCGUCGAACUUCUGCCCGUCGAGUCGAAGCCACCCCCGCCACCAGGUUACCAUGACACGCCGGCCACGACCCAGGCCGCGUGGCUAACCACGCACGAGGAUCCUUAUGAUCCGAAUCUCCUGUCCCACCAUCAUCCCCACCACCACCGUCAAGAGGCUACGUUGAAGCAAGAGCCUACAGGGGCGGCGAGCGGUUGGCCGGCCGUUCAACAGCAGCAACAACAGCAGCAGCAACCCCAGCCGAGCCAACAGCAGCAGCAGCAGCAACAACAACAACCACCACCACCCUCGGCAGGUACGACGGGCGUCCAGCUGGCCGAGUACAAUCCGAGCACGUCGAAGGGGCACGAGAUUCUGUCGCAAGUUUACCAGCAGAGCCCUCUGCCGCUCAGGCUGGUCCCGGUGAAGCCGCGCAAGUAUCCGAAUCGACCGAGCAAAACGCCGGUGCACGAGCGGCCGUACGCUUGCCCGGUGGACGGCUGCGACCGCAGGUUCUCCCGCAGCGACGAGCUCACCCGGCACAUCCGUAUCCACACCGGCCAGAAACCGUUCCAGUGUCGCAUCUGCAUGCGCUCGUUCUCGAGGAGCGACCAUCUCACCACCCACGUGAGAACGCACACAGGCGAGAAGCCGUUCUGCUGUGAUCAAUGCGGCCGAAAGUUCGCGAGGAGCGACGAGAAGAAGCGGCACGCCAAAGUCCACUUGAAGCAGAGGUUGAAGCGCGAGGCCACCCACGCCUCCGCCAGAAAUCACCCCCAGAGCCACGCUUCGCCUCCUUGCAACCAGUAAUCGUCGUCGUCGUCGUCGUCGUCGUCGAGGAUUCGCGGAUACUUUCGCCGAUACCGUCGAUCUUCACUCAGCUCAUUCCUUGAAAACCAGUCGGUACUCGCACCGCGACGCUGCUUUCACAUCUUGCCGGGCGACGAGGAAACGACGGAGACCUUUAGGCGGAAGACACACGGGCUGCCGUCACCGACUGAUCCGUCAUCGAUCGUCUCUGGCACUCAAGCGAUCGCCGAGUAACCAUCACCGUCACCACCACCUCUGACGAUUGGCCUCAAAUCGGUCAAAUCGAGACGGCAUUUUCGACGGUAUAUAUAUAUAUAUAUAUAUAUAUUAUAUGUAACGACGCGUGAUACCGAGAUUAGUCUCGGAUAGUAGUACGUAAGAAGUUCACUAAUCGCGAAGGAUUUUCGUAAAAUCCUUGUAAAUAAUUGUGGAUAUAAUUUUUAACCGGGAUAACACGUAUCAUAUACAUAUAUAUCUAUAUAUAUAUGUGUGUGAAAACGACGCGUCCGUGCAACGGUGUCGUCGUUCCCUACGAAGGGUUGCUCGCGUUCCAGAGAAUCUUUCUUGUGUGAUCUCCUCUCUUCCGUUAGGGAAUGAUCGACCGGCGAACGCGAAAUCGGGCGGUAUUAUACGUCGCCUCUACUCUCACGUUUUUUCCUUCUCCAUCUUAUUACGUCUCGUUUCUUUCUCUCCCGCCUCCUAUUUUGCCUAAGGUAAUAGCGUUACACGAGAGAGAGAGAGAGAGAGAGAGAGAGAUGGACUAGUUGCAUUUAGCUUGGAGGAACGAACACGGGCGAAAAUUCUAGCUUUAUCGAGGUAGCGUAAGGUACUGUUAGGUUGUUUUCUCGGCGAAGACGGUCGGUAUCAGUCCUCGACAACGGUGAUGUUUUUAGCGGUAAACGGGAAGAACGGGAGAGAAAGGGAGACAGAGGACGAAGGCGAGGAGAGGAUAUUUGAAGCGAGGCGACGCGUUGGAGAUUGUUAUUUACGGCGGUCGCGUUUUAUGCCUCUGUUUGCGAUCGGGAACGAGAUGCAGAUGCGAAAAUCGGCGUUAACCGAGAGAGCCGCGUAGAUACACGCGCGAAAUACGCCCGGUGUCACGAAAUAUUCUCGAACGAAUCACGGUAGAAUAUCGAUACCGCCCGCAGCUUCCGGGAAUCGGACAGGAAUUCGCCGAAGGAGAAGGAGAGAGAGCGCGAGAAGCGAGAAAGAACGAAACGGCGCAUGCAAACGAGCGCGUGAGAAGAAAAGAGAAGAGAAGAAAAAGAAGAAAAAAAAAAAGAAAA